CCUGUAUUUCAUUGAAUUUCUUCUUCUUCCACAAUUUUAUGCAGAUCUUAACUAGUUUACAUUCAAAUAGGGAUGUGCCAUUUUGAUUUGCCUUUUGGAAGCUUUUUGAGCCCCUGCAUAUGUGAAUAUGACUUGGGUAUUAUCAGACAAAUGGGGGCAUAUGUUCAUCAAGCCAGCAAAUUGAAAUGGGGAUGGAGAAUCAAGAGUGGCUGCAAACUCUUUUUCUUCGCUCAAAUCUCUAUAGAAUUUUUUGAUGAACUCUUCAGCUUCCACAUCAACCUCAUGAUGAUCAUCCGAAUUCUCCGGCGAAUCCAUCAAGAAGGGCGAAUCCGUCACCCGCAGCUGCCUCACCGGUGCAGCCACCAACGGCGACGCGACGGGCCCGCCAUUGUUCAUUAUCUCCAAAGCCCUCCGCAAAACAUUUCUAGUAUUAUAGUCCUCCACCUCGUCCUCGUGGGCCCUACCCACGAGACUGUAGUGCCCGCGGUGGUGGCCCAUGAGUUUGUUGAACAUGGACCCACGCGGGGUGUUGCUGCAGCUGAACUCGUAGUACUGCGGUCGGACGACUUGGACUGAGUCGUCUGACCUGCAGCCUCUUAAUGGUUCAGAUGUCUGAAUGGUUCAGCACUUAAUGGUUCAGACUGUUUGUUUCAGCCUCUUAAUGGUUCAGAUGUCUGAAUGGUUAAGAGAUUUGCCUCUGAAUGGUUAAGUAUUAUACAGAGUCUGAAUGAUUAAGACCUCUUAUCUGAAUUGAUCAGACAUUUGCCUCUGAAUAGUUAAGCAAUAUACUAGCUCUUAAUGG
Molecule: messenger RNA, 802 nt
Organism: Cuscuta campestris
Lineage: Eukaryota; Viridiplantae; Streptophyta; Magnoliopsida; Solanales; Convolvulaceae
Source: the annotation of a GenBank genome assembly